AUGGAGAGUGUGUGGAAGCCUAAUGUUGAGAUAUCCCCAAAUUGCCCUCGGUGUGGUUCCUCCAACACAAAGUUUUGCUACUACAACAACUACAGCUUAACUCAACCAAGGUACUUUUGCAAGGGCUGUAGAAGGUACUGGACAAAAGGUGGGUCCCUCCGGAACGUUCCGGUCGGCGGCGGCUGCCGGAAGAAUAGAAGAGGUAAUAAAACCCUAAGACAAUCCCUUGAAGGCCUUAAUUUCAAGAAUUCAUCAUCAUCACCAUCACAUGAUCAUACCUCAAAUAACCCUAACCCUAACCCUAACCCUAUUAUUGGCCAUCAUCAUUCUAAUAGAUCCUCAUCACCAGUGAUAGCUGAUGGACCAAACAUUGACCUUGCCCUAGUUUAUGCAAAUUUCCUCAAUCAAAAGCCAAAUUCAGUAGAUGGGGUGGUUGAGAAUAAUAACAAUAAUCAAGAUCAUCAUCAUCAUCAUCAAUUAUUGCAACCAGUUUUUGAUGAUCCUUCUCUAGAAGAUGGUCCAAGUAGUACUAAUUUUCCUCCUCAUCAAGAGUUUGGUCUUAAUGGAUGUAUAAAUCUUCCUGAGCUACCCAAAUUUGUUGGUGAGGGAAAUAAUAACCAUCAAAUGUACUUAAAAGAGUUCAACUCUUCUAUGGAGAUUCAUCAUCAAAGGGAUAAUAAUAAUAAUAACAAUGAUGGACCAAUUGAGCAUUGUAGUAUCAAUACUUUUGAGUUGCCACCAUUACCGGGUGAUGAAGAAGCCUCACAUCAUCAUCAUCAUCAUCAUCAUCAUCAUCAUUUGAUGUGGUCAAAUGAUAACAAUCCUGAGAUGAUAAUGGUGAACCAUGAUGCCUUUCAUGAUCAAGUAGCCACACAUCAUCAUCAUCAUCCACCACUUUUUGGGAGUGAAGCUCAUCAUGAUGCUGACUUGUUAAUUGGUAAUUGGAGCCCCUUUGAUUUGCCAUCAUCAAAUGAUGCUUCUUCAUUUUCUAGGCAUCGAUGA
Molecule: messenger RNA, 1002 nt
Organism: Arachis stenosperma
Lineage: Eukaryota; Viridiplantae; Streptophyta; Magnoliopsida; Fabales; Fabaceae
Product: dof zinc finger protein DOF3.5
Exons: 1
Coding region: 1-1002 (333 amino acids)
Biological process (GO): regulation of DNA-templated transcription
Molecular function (GO): DNA-binding transcription factor activity; DNA binding
Source: RefSeq, a predicted model, not a curated record